This is a messenger RNA of Sipha flava (yellow sugarcane aphid), 2688 nucleotides long. RefSeq lists its product as uncharacterized. Gene Ontology annotation, molecular function: RNA polymerase II cis-regulatory region sequence-specific DNA binding; DNA-binding transcription factor activity, RNA polymerase II-specific. NCBI's taxonomy places the organism in Eukaryota, Metazoa, Arthropoda, Insecta, Hemiptera, Aphididae. Gene Ontology annotation, biological process: regulation of DNA-templated transcription; anatomical structure morphogenesis; cell differentiation. The transcript has 2 exons. The record is from RefSeq and is a predicted model, not a curated record. The coding region runs from base 898 to 2448 and encodes 516 amino acids.
CGCCACGCUCGCUCGCACGCACCGGUUCGGCGUCACCGUCCCGCACGUACCUCUCCCGCCCGCGCAUCUACUGUUCGUGUACCGCGCGUGCGCGUGCGUGUUCCCUACGAGUACGGUCGAACGUGCCGCCGCCCGCGUCCCGUGUUCGCGCGCCAGUCAGUCGUUCGCAGUCUCGCCGUCGUGCACGACAUGCGAUCAUCGUCGUCACGUUCACCGCAGCCGACCGAGGGCAGCAGCACAAUCGUUGUCGACCACCACCACCACCACCACCACCACCACCACCGCCGCCAUCAUCGCCACCAGCAGCAGCGCACCGCGACCACUGCACUACCGGUGAAGUGUUUGUUGUUGUUUUCAUCGCUCGCCCGAGACUCGCGUUCAGUGUGUGAUCGCGCGCGUUGACCGACGGUGGUCUUGUACUCUCUCCGGUGUCUCGUCGUACAUUGCGUCCUCGUGCGAAUGUGAACGCGAUACCAUUUUCAUUAACAAUAAUAUAUCGUUACGAUAUUUUACAAUACACUUGUACUGUGUUGACCGAAACGAACUUAAUAUUAUUAUUAUUAUUUUUUUUUUCGACCCGAGUUAUCGCGCGCGCACUCAGUGAAAAAUAAUUAAAAAACAUUUUUUUAUUUUUUUUUUUUUUUUUUUUUAGUUCUGUUUUUCUUUACCCCGACGAUGUUUCGACGGUAACUUUUUUUAUUUUUUGUUCAUCCCGAAUAAAAAUAAUAAAUUUUUUUUUCCUCGAGACUUGUGUCGACUGAAAUUUUUUUCCGUCCGACUACUCGUGCGGCACGUGGUGAUCACCGAAAACGCCGCGCGAACCAGUCCGACUAUAAAUAUUUUAUAGUCGUACAUUUUUUUUUUUUCGUCGUCCGAUAAAAUUAAAAUUUAACAAUCAUGGUGCCUAAGCAAGAGAAUCUCGGCCAAGCCGACUCGUCGGAUAUCAAGUCUGAAUCGCCGCAAUUCGGUUCACAGAUGGUCGACGAAAACUCGACGACGCCGUACACGGACGCAACACAGACGAAAAAGAACAAUCCGAAUCACAUUAAACGGCCGAUGAACGCGUUCAUGGUAUGGUCGCAGAUGGAGAGACGCAAGAUAUGCAAAAAGUACCCGGACAUGCACAACGCGGAGAUCUCGAAAAGAUUGGGCGCGCUCUGGAAGCUGCUGAACCUGACCGAGCGCAAACCGUUCGUGGACGAGGCGGAACGGCUCAGGGUGUACCACAUGAAGCAGUACCCGAACUACAAGUACAGGCCGCGCAAGAGGACGCCCAAGAACGGCGGAUCGGCCAUCACCAAGGCCACGUCCGCGGCCGCGAACCAGUCCAAGCUGCGCAAGAACGUCAGCAAGAAGUACGGCGGCACCGGGGCCGGGGCCGGUCGACUCGCGUCCACGCUCACUUCCGGCACGGUGCACGUGGUCGAGAACAUCGGCGGCAGGGCCAGCGUGGUGUCCUCGUCGACGUCUUCGCCUCGCUCCCCGUCGCUGUCCGUCGUGUCUUCGACGUCGUCGUCGUGCUCGGCUUCGUCGUCGUCCGCCACCGCUUCGGACUCGAAAUCUUUCGUCCGCCGCAACGGCAUCAUACAGGUGAACCGACUGAGCCCGGUGAACACGGACCGACUCAAAUACCACUUCACCAUCGACUCGACCAAGGGCGGCGCCGGUGCCGCGGCGACAAAGGGCGUCGUCACUGCCGCCGCGGACGUGCGCAUGAUGCCCGCGUCCGUUCACGCCAAGGUGCCGACCAGCCCGACGUGCGACUUGCCCAACUCGCCGGAGAGCGCGACUUUCUACGACGAGUCGUCCGCGUGCUUCGACGUCAAGCCGCUGAAAUUCAAACUGCUGAACUCGCUGAACUCGUCGGCCACGAUCACGGUACUGCCGCCCGGCGCCGGUCUCUGCCCCGUGCCCGCCGACCACCUGAUGGACGACGAAGACGACGACGACUGCGACGGCCGCGGCGCCGGCAUGUUGCUCAGCCCCGGGUCGGCCGUGUCGCUCAUGUCCGACCACCAGAUGGACCAGCAGCUGGACCAGCAUUCCUCGUCCACCGUCGACCUGAUCGCGCGCAGCCUCAUGAAAGACGACCAUCUGCUGGUCAAGGCCGAGCCGCUCUCGUCCGGCGCGUCCCCGUCGUACUUCGUGAAACGCGAGCCCAUGGACUGCUGCGAGUCGUCCGAGACGGCCGCGCUCGGCGGCCGCGAAGGUGCCGACCCGUCGACCCUGCUGGACGACAUCGACCACUUGGUCAACCUGAUCGAGAUCGACCAGUUGAAGAUGAUGGACAUCGAAUCGCUGUCCACCGAUCUGGACAACGUGAACAUUCGGCAGAGCUCGCACCUCGAGUUCUCGUGCCCGUCCGACAUGACCGACAUACUGUCCAACAUGGGCGUGGCCGCCGACUGGGGCGAAGACGGUCCGCUCAGCCGGUUCAACAACAAUUAAGCGAAGCGAGCCGACAGCAGCAGCCGCACCGAGAAGAGAAGUUUUUACGAGGACAUUGCAGCCGCCGCUUCCGCUGGAAACAUCUUCUCCAGCGCCGCCCCACGUCGUGUCGUCCUUCGCCUGCGUCGUCUCCAUAUAUAUACACGCAUACACAUAAACACAUACACACUCACAAACAUUAUGAAAAAGCAGGUACUCUGUGAUUGGUUAUUAUUAUUAUUAUUAUUAUUAUUAUUAUUA